This is a messenger RNA of Fusarium proliferatum ET1, 390 nucleotides long. RefSeq lists its product as uncharacterized. The record is from RefSeq and is a predicted model, not a curated record. Bases 1 to 390 code for a protein of 129 amino acids. NCBI's taxonomy places the organism in Eukaryota, Fungi, Ascomycota, Sordariomycetes, Hypocreales, Nectriaceae. The transcript is spliced from 6 exons.
AUGGUCCCAAGAUUAUCUUUGUUCGUUUCCAUCACCAUUAUUAUCGCCAUCAACAAAAUAAACCUGUAUGCCGCACCUCACUUCUUACAUCACUCAAACCCUGUGCGAAGGCCGAAGGCCGAAGUCCCAGUCGCCAAGAAGAAGAGAUCUCGGCUGUUUUGUUCGUAUUGCAAGAAGGCCAAUCACACGGCUGAAACGUGUCAUCUCGUUCCCAACACUAUUAUCAUCUUGAGCCUUGAGGGCCAGUUGGCCCCAAACGGAUGCACCUUCCGGGUUGCAACUGGACGGGUCGAGAAAAAGAAAAACAAGAAGAACAAUAAGAAGAAGAAGGCCGAUGAGAAGUUGGCAGAUAAGGUCUCUAAGGAGGUUGAGGCAAUGCAGCUGGAGUAA